AUGUCAAGUGAUGAUUACUACUCACUGCUUGGCGUCCACCCAGACGCGACUCCUGACGAAAUAAAAGAGAGCUUCCAAAACCUCAGUUUGCUAACACACCCUGACAAGCAGCCAGUUCAUUUGCGAGAAAAUGCCCAACAGUCUUUUAAUAAGCUUUUAGAAGCCAGAGAUGUCCUUUUAGACCAAGCCAAAAGAUUUGCAUAUGAUCGAUAUGGGCAGGCUGGGGUCGAUUUAUUGAAAAAUAAAAACUAUGCGAUACAGACACUAGAUGAUCAGCAUAAAUUAGAUAGGAAAUUAAAAGGAUGGAUUAAACUUCUAAAAGAACAAGAAAUCAGGGCAGAGUUAAACCCAAAAUCUUCAGCUAUUAUGGCUUUGACUUGCGCUAAAUAUAUAGACUCGUUAGAUCACACUUAUUAUAAACAAAAAGAAAUCCCUGUGAAGCCUUCAUUAAGGCUGGAGUCUUUACAAUUGCAGGAAUCAGUUAAAUAUGAUUUUACUGAAAAUGUGUCAGGGAAUAUAGGAUUUAUGAUAUAUACUAAAGGAGGGUUUGGAUUCAGCACCAUAAUGCCGAAUAUUAUGUGGAGGUGGAAAGACUAUGUGGCACAAGCACAAGUCCAAGUAGGAGAUAGAAAUGCCUGCGCAGUCUCAAUUAUUGUAUUUUCUUAUGAAUUUAUUUUUUUAUAAAAAAUAAUUAAAAAAAAAUGAAAUAUAUAUGAAAAAAAAUACAAAAAAUUUUGAAAAAAUGUCAAUUGUAGGGCAAGUUAAUGUGCUUAAUGGAGGAGCGCUUGGGACACUUAUGAUACAAAGGAGGAUUUCUGAUACUUGUUAUAGCGAUUUAAAGCUUCAGCAAGGACUCACAAAUUCAUUUGAAGCAGGAGUACACAAAAAUUUUGGGGAGAAGAAAAAAGUUAGUUUGAAAUCAAAUGUAAAUCAGUCGGAUUUGUCAAUUGGAGUUUCAGGGUCAUAUAAAUUGAAUAAACAGACAGUGCUUAAAUCUGGGGUUGAUUUAGUUAUGAACACUCCAGAAAAUUCUCUAAAAUUACACACAUCACUCGGCGUCCUCUUACAGCUCAGCAAACAAACAGCUAUGGGCUAUAGCCUCGAAACUCAAGGUGAAGACGUCCUUUUUGUCACAAAAAUAAAGCGCGGGCACAUAAACUUCGAAAUCCCUCUGUACCUUUCUCACGCAAUGUCUUACAAAGGCUGACUGAUUGGUGCAGCAUGUGUACUAUUUGGGUCAUUUUUGACCAAAAAGAUAUACAGCGUUCUCUAUAAAAAUCCUAAAGCUCAGCUGAAAAAGGAGAAAGAAAGCGAAAUUGAAGAAAAAAAGUUCCUACAUAGGCAAGAGCUCUUAAGUAUAAUUCCAAAUGCAAAAAGGAUGGCUGAUGAAGAAGCAGCGAAAAAAGGAUUAGUAGUUAUAGAAGCAUUCUAUGGUAAAAGUGACAUAAUUGAGAAAGUAAGAAGAAAUGAGGAAAAUAACAGUGAGGAAAUUCUUGAUGUCAAGUAUCUUAUAGAGUAAAUAAAUGAAUUAAUAUAAUCAUUAAUAAGAAAUUAGCUGAUAAUAUUUAAUUUAAUGAAGAAUAUACAACAUUUAGUAGAAAAUUCCAAGCUGAAUUUGUCAAACACGACAAAGUCAACUUUGCCUGGGUUUUAUAACCCUUGCGUUGAUGCCUCUGUGAAGCCUUAUUUGUAUAUUAAAUACUCGUAUGGAGAUGCUAUUGACAUGGUGAUUGCUAAAGAUGAAGAUGCAAUAAAUAUUCCUAUUUAA
This is a messenger RNA of Blepharisma stoltei, 1768 nucleotides long. NCBI's taxonomy places the organism in Eukaryota, Ciliophora, Heterotrichea, Heterotrichida, Blepharismidae. The record is from the annotation of a GenBank genome assembly.